This is a messenger RNA of Gryllus bimaculatus (two-spotted cricket), 839 nucleotides long. NCBI's taxonomy places the organism in Eukaryota, Metazoa, Arthropoda, Insecta, Orthoptera, Gryllidae. The record is from the annotation of a GenBank genome assembly.
CCGCCCUCGAGGUGCCCGGCGCCGGGGACCCGCCGCGCAGGAAGUCCAUCUUACACGCCACCGAGCACCCGUACGACGGCUCCCGCUGCGCCGAAGGCCCCGCGCGGCGCGUGUCCAUCCUGCAGAACCCUCAGCACGCGCACGGAGAAGCGGAGGGAGGCGGCCCCAUGCGCCGGCGCUCGCAGCUGCACGGCUCCGACAGCGACCUGGCGUCGCACUACUCCUUCCACUCGCAGCCCUCGCGCCACUCCAUAGAAAACGGCAAGGCGACCGGGGACGCGCUGCCCAUGAAGAAGUUCUCAGGAGCAGAGAACUUCGCCGAGAAGUUCAAGUACCACGACCCGGAGAAGUCGUGGCUGUUCCUGUUCUGCGCCAAGUGCCGGCAGCAGCCGUCGGGCGAGGCGUGGGAGCCGCCGGGCUGGCAGCGCGUCUGCCCGCACCCGUUCUGCCCGUCGUACCGGCAGUGCGCGCGCCUGCUCGCCCUCGUGCUCAUCGGGCUGCUGGCGUGGGGCGUGGUGUUCUGCGUGGUGGGCCACGCGGCCGCGCCGGGCGGCCAGCUCUUCGGCCUGGCCGCGCUCGCCCUGGCGGGCCACCUGGGCGGCUGGCUCAUCUCGCUCACCACGCUGCCCCCGCUCAUCGGCAUGCUGCUCGUCGGCAUCCUCAUGCAGAACGUCGGCCUCGUGCACAUCGCGGACGACUACGUCGAGGUGGUCUCCGUGCUCAGGUAGGCCCCGCCCCCGCGCCGCACCCCGCGCCGCAUCCCGCGCCACACCCCGCGAUACACCCAGCGCCGCACCCCGCGCUCAUGUGAGCCGGGAGGAGAGGAUGAGAGGGUGAGG